CGUUAAAUUUUAGAACAUAGUUGCAAAUUUUCUUAAAAUAUUUUAAUGUUAAUUUAGAAAAAAAGAAAGAAAAGUUCUUGAGCUGAAUAAUCAAGGAUGGUAUGUGAACUAAGGCCCAUAAGAUAGAUCUCUUUCUUCUCGCUCUCGCAUCUAUCAGAGGGAGAGGAUCUCUACUCCGAUCUCAAUCGAAGUUUUAGAUUUCGUUUUUUUGUUUCCGGUUUACCGGAUCAGUGUAUAUUUUCGCCUUGUACGAUUUAAUAAUUCUGAUUUUGUUUUCGAUUAUGUCCGAAACUUUCUCGCUCUUGCGAGUCUUCGAUCUCACUCUCCUGACACUAUUGACAUCUUCGCUCUUCUUCACAAUCCUCUUUGUUUCCGCCAAUUUGCUCGAGGAAUAAUAUAUUCAUCUUUCCCCUAUUGCUCAUGAUGUUUGAGCAAGGAUUCAACUACAUCAACUUAGGUGUGGCCAGUGAUGGAGCUUCCCCGAAGUUGGCGUUAAUCGGAGAGUUUUUGAAGCAGUUUUUCUACUCAAAUCCGGAAGAAACUUGGCGUUGUGGGCUCAAGCUUAGAGAUCGACAUGAGGAAAGAGGAUUCACAUCGCCUCAAAGCCGAUUGACGGUGGCUGAUCGGAAUUUUUGCGGUGUCCCGGUGAACCCGACAAUGAGGCUCAACGUCAUGACACGUGGCUUAAGGACGACACGUUCGUUACACGUGUUAGACACUAAAUCAACUUGCGUUUCUUGUUUAUCUUUAUUUUAAUUUGGUUUGGCCUGGGCUUAUAUCCAUGUAAUUUUUUUGAACCUUCUGUAUUUCCUGCCUUUGGGCUUUAAUCAAAGGAAAUUGCUGGAAAAAAAAAACUAAGGCCCAUGAGAUUCAAAGCCUCAUUGCAUUUAAUAAGUAUCGAGGGUAUAGUGGUCAAGAUGACGAGGGUUUUGGCCUUUUGGGCCUUUUGGCGCGUCGAGAGUCGGU
Messenger RNA from Arabidopsis thaliana (thale cress), 966 nucleotides. RefSeq lists its product as uncharacterized. The record is from RefSeq and is marked reviewed. The transcript has a single exon. Lineage: Eukaryota; Viridiplantae; Streptophyta; Magnoliopsida; Brassicales; Brassicaceae. The coding region runs from base 421 to 756 and encodes 111 amino acids.